CGGUUCCUCAGAGAACAGGCCCUUGGUCGUCAUCGCAGCACCAUGGAUCGAUUUCGAAUGAUUUUCCAGUACUUCCAGACCAAUUCAGAGUCAGUAACAAAUGGGAUCUGUGGGCUGCUCGCACUGGCAAGUGUAAAGAUUUACACCUCCUUUGAGUUCAACUGCCCUUGCCUUGCUAAAUAUAAUAUGGCCUAUGGCUUGGGAAUCAUGUUCAUCCCUCCGGUGGCACUCUUUCUCUGUGGUCUUAUUGUCAACAGGCAGUUUAUGGUGAUGCUUGAAGAAUGGAAAAGACCAACUGGUGACAGGAAGAAGAAUAUGGCUAUUAUCAGGUACAUGUGUUCUUCUGUCUUACAACGGGCCAUGAUUGCACCCGUUGUCUGGAUCAUAGUCACCCUCCUCGAUGGAAAAUGUUUUGUCUGUGCUUUCAGCAUUUCCACUGACCCUGAUAAAUUUCCAGAUUUUGCUACAAACAUCACCUCUUACGAUGAGAUACAACGCUUGCUCUCAAAAGUCCCAUGCAAAGAUGAUGCACUCUGGAGGAACAACACUUCCCGCAAGGCAAUAUCAAGAUACAUCAGAUGCUGGUCACAGGCUUUGGGAUGGAGUAUACUGUUGACUCUCAUUGUGAUAGCCUUCCUGGCCCGUUCUCUGAGGCCCUGCUUUGAUCAAGCUGCCUUCUUCCAGACUCGCUACUGGAGCAGUUACAUUGAUAUGGAACAAAAGAUAUUUGAUGAAUCCUGCUGUGAACACGCCCGGGACUUUGCACACAAGUGCAUCCUCCAUUUCUUUGAGAGCAUGCAGAAACAAAUCAGAUUAAGGCGGUUCAAUGCCUGCACAGAAGACAAAGAGGGCAAAGAAGGGGAAGAAGAUCAUUUGAGGGGGAUCACCAGUGAGGAGCAAAUGAACAAGGUUCUUCGGUCAUGGUACUACAGCAAACCUCCACUGGACCUGAACCGAGCAACACAACGUCAAUUUAUAGGUACAGAAAGGACACCCCUACCUUUGGGAGGCAGUAUGAUCAACCAGUGGAACACUGUUACAAAGCAAACAGAUGUUUAA
Messenger RNA from Anolis sagrei ordinatus, 1059 nucleotides. RefSeq names its product calcium homeostasis modulator 3 (gene CALHM3). Gene Ontology annotation, molecular function: monoatomic cation channel activity. Gene Ontology annotation, cellular component: plasma membrane. NCBI's taxonomy places the organism in Eukaryota, Metazoa, Chordata, Lepidosauria, Squamata, Anolidae. The record is from RefSeq and is a predicted model, not a curated record.